AUGCCACAUCUGCGCUCGCACGGGCCACCACCACCAGUCAAGCAGUCAUCAUCUCAAUUGGGCCAAGGCCCUCAGGUUGCUUCUUCAUCCUCUUCUCGUUUUCCCAAUUUCGAUUCCACCCCGUUACCCACCCCACCGCCUACACCACCACCUUCACCAAACCGUUCACCUAAGGUUUCCCCACCCGAAAGCCCUACUUCUAGCACCUCUAGUAACCCAGUGACCGUAGAACCAAUGGCAAACCCUAGGCAAACCGUCCAUCAGCAGGCUACUCAGGAUUUUACCGGCCUUGCUUCACCCAUCACCGUCCCACCCAUAGUCAAUGACAACUCAUGGCAGAUUCCAUCUUAUGCCAUGCAAGCCAUCACCAAUUCCAUGGCCGGGACGAUGAGGACGCCCCGGCUCACAUAA
Messenger RNA from Helianthus annuus (common sunflower), 411 nucleotides. RefSeq lists its product as uncharacterized. The transcript has a single exon. The record is from RefSeq and is a predicted model, not a curated record. NCBI's taxonomy places the organism in Eukaryota, Viridiplantae, Streptophyta, Magnoliopsida, Asterales, Asteraceae. Bases 1 to 411 code for a protein of 136 amino acids.